Bactrocera neohumeralis is the source of this 7454-nucleotide messenger RNA. RefSeq names its product TLD domain-containing protein 2 (gene mtd). Gene Ontology annotation, biological process: response to oxidative stress. Gene Ontology annotation, cellular component: nucleus. The transcript is spliced from 18 exons. The record is from RefSeq and is a predicted model, not a curated record. Lineage: Eukaryota; Metazoa; Arthropoda; Insecta; Diptera; Tephritidae. Bases 1658 to 5248 code for a protein of 1196 amino acids.
GUCAGUACAAAGCAAAAUUCGGAGCAGUAGACGAGCUACACACACAUAUAAAUAAUGUAAUAUAGAAAAAUAAAUGUUUAUUGUUGGAAAAAAAAAAUUAUAAAAAAUUACAAAUAAAAUAAGAAUUUCAAAAAAUAGAGAAACAUGUGCAAAGUGCUUUCGAAACGCAACUAAUUAUUGACAGUGUGAUGCAAGAGUGUUACUGAAAAAGUCGCAAUUAAUUAACUACGUACAUAUGUAUGUAUAUAUAUUUUAAGCGCGAGCUUUGCAUGAUUUUUUAAAUGAAAUUUCAAAAUUUUGCAUCGCAUGUUUUUGGGUGAAAUUGUUUUUCGAAUUUGUGUGGAAAACAGCAAUUAACGCCACAAAUCCGCUGUUUCGUUUGUAUACAGUGGUUACAUAAAUUUUUCAGCUGUUCAAGCGUGUUCCACCAUUUCCAUUUUCAACAUUUUCGACAUUUUCGAUUUUCAUGCGACGUUAAGUGACGCAGUAACGUUUGAACUUCUGUCGCUUGCUGUUCAGCCCUCGUCGCUGCCGCUCUUAUCGCUGACGUCGACGUGGUCGUGCUGUCAAUUUUCCACCAAAAAAAGUUUACUUAGACACUAAAUUUUUUCCAUGUGUGUGUGCAAAAAACUCGCCUGAACUUGCGAGUGUCUAUGAUAAAAUUUAUAUUAAUGGUUGAAACGUGCUACUGUUGUUGUAGUUAUUGUAAGUUUUACUUAGAAAUUUAGAACAAUAACAUAACAAACCCUGAAAAAAAUAGUGCGAGUCCACAUUAAAAUAGUAAAGAGAAUUCUUACUGAAGUUUUAGAAAGUUAUACAUGUUCACUCCACAUAACGGUGUAUGACAAAAACGUUCAGAAAUGCAGUAAUCGAAAUCGUGUGAAAUUUGUUGCGGUAACUGUUUUAAAAAAUUACCGUUAGAAAUAGUACUUUGUACAGAGACUUUGCGCAAAAGUAAAAGAAAAAUACAAAAAUACAAAAAUUAAAUAAACAAAAAUUAUGUGUCAAUUAUUGUGAAAUUAAUAAUGUGAAAAUAAUAUCGGAAAAAAAAUUUUUGAAUAAAAUAUUUUCAUAAAUAAAUUAAGCAAAAUUGUUGCUAACAGCCAUAAAUGUGUUUGUAGUGCAAAGAAAUUGUUAGGUGCAACAAUUUGAGAAAUAACAACCGUUAUUUUACAACCAAAAAUUAUAUUUUCGUGACUAAACAACUGUAGAAACAACACUUCUGUCUAAACAAUAAUGUGAUUUGUUUUAGAAAUGCAAAAAAAAAUAGAAAAUAUUUAAAUACCACAAAUAAAUCGCAGUAGAGACCGCCACAGAUGCUUGAAUGUGCAACCACUUUUAUUUGCUACGACUUUUUACUGCUUCAACAUGACCUAAAAUUUGAUAAAAUAUGCGUGCAAAUUGAGUUUUCAUUAUGAACUUUAUGCUACACAAAUAAAUAAUCGACAAAUAAACGCAAAUACCGUUAUUUACGCAUUGCAUUUUGCGUAUUUCGCAUUCAAUACAAAUAAUCAACUAGAAGUUAAUUUAACACUCAACCGAAAUAAUAAAUAAACAUACCCUGUAAUAAUUGAUUUCUUCUAAAAAUUUAACGAAUUUCCUCAAAUCACCAAAAAAUUAUCACUUACACACACGAACUACCAACAACGACCACAAAAUGUCCCGUGAAAACUCGCCACGCCACAGCAUACGGCGGCGUCAUAAUCAACAUCUGCAACAACAACAGCAACAGCAGCAGCAACUGCCACAUAGUUUACAGCAAAUAGCAACCACACAGCAGCAGCCGCCCAUAAUGGAGCAUGUGGAGCAACAACAACAAGUGGCGCAUGCCGUUAGCGCUGCUGGCGCGGGCGCAGCGGUCAGUGGCAGCGGUGGCGGUGCUGGCGGCGCCGCACCCAUGUCCAGCUCCACCUCGAACAUCAGCACCGCCAUCGAUGAGGGCAAUGGCAACGGUGAGCAUGCCACGUUGCCGCCACUCACCGGACCCGGCCCGAGUAGGCAGCGCUCGCUGCGCGACCGCCUCAAAGACGGCAUCACUGGCAGCUUCUCAUGGCAGAGCAAAUCACGUAGCGUUGAUCACGGCCUUGCUGCGCCGUUCGAUUUGGACUCACUGCGCUCGAAGGUGGAGGGACGCUUUGAGAGCGUUGAUCGAUUGACAAAUGAACGCAAAAAGUCUUCGCUGCCCACCAUACCGACCAAAUCGUAUACGGUGGGUAAUCGUGAUACCUUGACCUCGGUGGCCGCACGUUUCGAUACAACACCCUCAGAGUUGACACAUCUCAACCGUUUGAACAGUUCAUUCAUCUAUCCGGGCCAACAGUUGCUGGUGCCGGAUAAGAGUGCGGCCAAGAAUGAUUCGGUCAGUGGCAGUGCGACUGGCAUCGAUGAGAAGGGCUCCGACGCCAGCAUAUCGGGCAAAUCGAGCCCCAUUGAUCGCAAACUAUCAACCACCGAUGAGCAGAAUGAUGAAAAUGAUAUACUAGAAGGUCUCCGCCCUGGUUCACCUAAGCCGGGUCAUAUAGAACGCGUGGAUUCUGCAAAGAGCACCGACAAUGCACAAGCCGAAGCAAAUAAGAGUGACGAUCCCGUCAUCACACAACGUUUCCUCAAAAUCAAUGUACGCCAUAUCACCGAUGGACAAGGUGUCGUGGGCGGUGUCCUUUUGGUCACACCCAACGCCGUUAUGUUCGAUCCGAACGUCUCCGAUCCGUUAGUUAUUGAACAUGGACCCGAGAGCUACGGUGUAAUUGCACCCAUGGAAUUGGUCGUGAAUGCGGCCAUCUUUCACGAUAUAGCGCAUAUGCGUGUGUCGGGCGGUGUAAAUACCGAACAAAAUGAAAAUGCCGAAAUCUACUAUCCACAAGCAGUAUUAGAAGCGAAACAGGCUAAAGAGGCCAAAGAGCGGGGCGACGAAAGUGUUGACGGUGCGCGCAAGCAAAGCGCUACAGGUGGUUCCAUGGAGACAUGUGACGAUCAGGAGUCGCUAUGCUCCAACACGGGCGAACGUGAGCAAAAAGACGCAGAGAAGGGUGUAGAAGCCAAAGAAGAAAGUGCUAAGACUGAUGAUGAGGUCAACACGAAAGCCAACAAAACCGAAGACGAUGCUGAUGCUAAUGAUUUGAAGAAAACACUUAACCUCACCGAUACACGCACCACACUGGAGGAACGACGCAAAAGUCUAUUGGAUCACCAUUGGGCCAUACCGAGCAAAGAUCGCCUCUAUUAUCUUAAUUCCCGAAGAUCAUCGGAAGACGAAGGCGACAACGAAUCGCAAACGACCAUUGAUAGCGGUGCCCGUGGGCAGGAUCCACAUUCGGCCACCUCCUCCAUCAGCGGCAUCGGUGCGGCUAGUGGCGCUUUACAUUUGCCUGGCGGUCUGGCGCCGGCCGAUCUCGAACAUCUGGAGGAGCUAGCUAAGCAAUCGUGCUAUGACUCGGGCAUCGAUAUACGUGAACCCAUAGCAAAUUUGCAGCCCAUACCAAAGAAGACCGUUUACAGUGAUGCCGAUAUUGUGCUGAGCUCCGAUUGGGUGCCACCGAAGACCAUCUCGCCGACACUGAUGAGCGAAUCGCCGCCGCGCAGCUCUGUGCUGAGCGCACAAAGCCUUGACGCGGGCACGGCUGGCGGGCGCAAGAAGACCACUAGCGUCAGCUUCAGCGUGGACGAUAACAAUAGCGAGCAACAGGCUGCGGCGGCGGUGGCGGCAUCGGCGGCAGCGGCAGCCGCACAGGGUGACAAGAAUACUGAGAAGAAGAAUAAAAUGUUGAAACGCUUAUCAUAUCCUUUGGCUUGGGUGGAAGGCCUAACUGGCGAAGCAGGCGGCCCUCCGGGCACUGGUGGCAGCCUCGGCAAGUCGGCGGACUCUGAGUCGGCGCCCAACACGGGCGAUUCGAAUCAGAGCGUAUUUUCGAAAGUAUUUUCAAGUUCACCCAUUACUUUGGUCUCAGAGUUGGGUGGCAAUUUAUUUUCAAAAACACCGUCCGAAGACUCUGGUGGCUCACCAGUGCCACCAUUGACUCCACAUUCAACUCAUUCCGAGGGUCAUAUUUCCACUGGACGCUCAUCGAUUGGCACAUUUAUGCGUCCACAAUCGUCGGAGGGCACUGCUUCCACAACGAAAUUGAAGGACGUGAAACAGCAACCGAAAUUGGACUACCGUUCGAUGGUAUCAGUUGAUGACAAACCGGAAUUGUUCAUUAGCGUUGACAAAUUGAUACCACGACCGGCACGCGCCUGUCCGGACCCACCAUUGUACUUACGCCUGCGCAUGGGCAAGCCCAUUGGCAAGGCAAUACCGCUACCGACUUCAGUUAUGUCUUAUGGCAAAAAUAAAUUGAGACCUGAAUACUGGUUUAGUGUACCUAAAAAUCGCGUUGAUGAAUUGUAUCGCUUCAUAAACACCUGGGUGCAGCACCUGUACGGUGAAUUGAAUGAGGAGCAAAUCAAAGCGCGUGGCUUCGAACUCAUCCAAGAUGAUACCGAGUGGACGAAGAGCGGCAGCGGCAAGAGCGGACGCAGCGGCAGCCAAGAGAACGAGGAGAUUAGUGACUUGACACGCGAGUCGUGGGAGCUUAUAAAGGCGCCCUUCGCCAAGACCUACAGCAUUAUAAAAACGGCAAAGCAUGCCGCAUCGCAUGAAAUGGAUUUGUUGAGCGGCGAGGUGUUGUCUAUGAGCACAGAUGACUAUCGCAAGGCUUCAUUAUUUGCAACCGGUUCCUUUGACUUGGACUUCCCCAUACCAGAUUUAAUUGGCACAACAGAAAUUCUCACAGAAGAGCAUCGUGAAAAACUUUGUGGACACCUACCCGCACGCGCCGAAGGCUAUUCGUGGUCAUUGAUAUUCAGCACCUCCCAGCAUGGCUUCUCGCUGAAUUCGCUCUACCGAAAGAUGCAGAAACUCGAAAGUCCCAUACUAAUUGUCAUACAAGAUACAGAUAAUAAUGUCUUUGGCGCUUUAACGUCCUGCUCCCUGCACGUGUCCGAUCACUUCUACGGCACCGGCGAAUCGCUGUUAUACAAAUUUAAUCCCAGCUUUAAAGUGUUCCAUUGGACCGGCGAGAAUUUAUAUUUCAUUAAGGGCAAUAUGGAGAGCUUGUCGAUCGGUGCUGGAGACGGUCGCUUUGGUCUAUGGCUAGACGGUGACCUCAACCAAGGGCGAUCACAAUCCUGCAGCACAUACGGCAAUGAGCCACUAGCACCGCAAGAAGACUUCGUUAUCAAAACACUCGAAUGCUGGGCAUUUGUUUAAGAUUUUUUAGUGAAAGCAAACAGAAAAUUAUUACGAAAGCUAAACUAUUUUAUAAUUAGUGGAGAAAAGAAAACUAUCAAAGAAAACAAGAGAGCAAACAUAUUUAACUUUGUGUAACAACCAAUUUAGGAAAAACAACAACUGCAAGCGAAGCGAGACUUCUCAAAGCCCCAUAAAGUUGAAGUGUUUCAAAAACAACAACAAGAAAGUGGUGGCGCGACCAGCGCCAACCUGUGGUACGCUGCGGCGAAAGCAGAAACAACACGUCUGCAACAACAAAAGCUAAAGCAAAAGCAAAAGCAAAAGAAAUUUAUAAUUAAAACUAUUAAAUUAAGUUAAUCAUAUUAUAAUAAUUAAACAUUAAGCGCUAUUAAGCAAAUCAUUUAGAACGAAAGGCAAGAAUUGUUAUUAUUAUUUUUAUACAUACGGCUGACGCAUAUUCAUGCGCGCGCAGCACAUUUUGAAAACACACAUGCAACUUGGCGUCAAAUGUCAGCCUUAAAAGUGUCAUUUGAGGAAAAAAACACAACACAAAAAACAGCUAAAGCGCCAGAGUAGUGAAGAAAGCAUAUAAACUAAACACACAUACACAUUUACAUACAUACAACCAUAAGCGCUAAGCAUAAUUUUGUGCAAAUGCUCUACAUACACACUCACACAAAUGCUGUGUCAUUGCUUUAUUUAAGUUAUUAUGUAUUAAUGCUACAACAAAAAUGUAAAAGUCGACUUUUCGAAAGACACUUUAAGUUGCAGUAUUUCGUGAGAAAGCCUCCUGAAAGUAACUAAACUGUUUGGCAAAGCGAGUCGGAAGCUAUUUCGCUGGCACAGCAUGUGGUUUAGCGCUACUUUCGGGAGGCAGCAGCUCGUAGUGCAAUUAUUCAUUAGAAAAGUACGGCUAUUUAAUUAAAAAAUGUAUUUAAACGUAAUAUUGUUGCAUACUUUGUAGCGCAGUAGAUUUUGUAGAAUUGUGCGUUCAAAAAUUAUAAUUGAAAAGUAGUAACUUUGUGGAAUAAAAGUGUGAAAAGCGCCUAUAAAAAAUGGCUUAUAACGAAACAAAAACAACUUCUUCUCUUAUUUUAUAUUAGCAUAAUGAUUGAGUAAAUUGAGUAAAAAAAUUGUUGGGUUUUGAAAGGUAUAUAUGUAUAUAACAUAAAAUGUUACAGUUAGUAUGCGCAGUAAAAAGUACCGUAAAAAAUCAGUAAUAUGCAUAUACUAAUUUUAAAGAAAUAUAUGUAUUGAUUAUGGUUAAAAAAAAUUAAUUAUCGUAACGUAACGUAACUUAAUGUGACAUAAUAACGUAACGUAAACAAAAUUUAUCGUAACGUAACGCAACUUAAUGUGACAUAAUAUAAUGUAACCUGACUUGGCGUAACGUAACGUAACUUAAAUAAUUUAGCAAUUGUAAAAAUUUAAAAUUAUAAAUUUAUUUAAAAAUGCUUACAUAUAGACAUAUGUGUAGCAUUUACACCAACGCCUGUCAUGCUGUUGCUUUCGGGCCACAGGCCCUAUGCUACAAAUAUACACACCUACAAGAUACUUAUCGCCACCAACCACACCACUUCUGUAGCGCUUUGAGAAGCAAGCACUUGCUUAAUGCUUUGAUUUUUGUUGACAAUUUAAGAAUUUCAUAAAUUUAAUUUUAAAUGUUGUAAUAACAAAAAAGAUUUAAUUAAACAAAAAACGAAAAAUAUAUAUACACACACAUAAAUAUUGUGAGCUAGCUAGCUGUUAAAAAACGCAUUGAUUGCGUCAUAAUUACACUUAAGUUUUUAAUAGAAUGAGUAAUUUACACUUAAUUAAAUAAUUAAACUAAUUCUUAUUAUUAUGACCAUAACUGUAGCGUUUAUUUCAUUGUUAUUAACGUGCAACUAUAGAGCAUUGAAGUCGCGUAUUUUUGUUUGUUUAUUUUUUAAUUCAGAAAAUUAAUUUAUAUUGUUUUAAAAGGAUAGUAAUUUUCAUGCAUAAUGGUCCUAAAGUAAUUGAAAAUAUUCAAUUUAAUAAUUAUGAAAAUUUUAAUAUAAUUAUACAAAAAGAAGCGUUGAAAACAAACAAAUAAAACGCUAAACGCAAAUCAAGAGUUCAUAUGUACAUACAUACAUAUAUAAAUAUAUGGCAAUUAUUAUGUGAACGAGCAUAAAGGAAAUUUUCAAAAAUACAUUAUUUACAAACAAAAACAAUUACAAACAAAUAAACACAAUAUCUUUCA